Messenger RNA from Lymnaea stagnalis (great pond snail), 691 nucleotides. Lineage: Eukaryota; Metazoa; Mollusca; Gastropoda; Lymnaeidae. The record is from the annotation of a GenBank genome assembly.
AGACGUCUCCACUGUCCCAGAAACACAAUACACCUGAACCUAUUCCUGGCCUUCGUCCUACGGGCGCUCCUGUCAUUCCUCAAGGACAGUCUGCUGGUGAUUCACUUGGGCCUGCGAAAUGACGUCAUAGAGGUGUCUCCCGGUCAAUUCAUUUUCGAUCCGACAGGAUCGGUGAGUCCCUGAAUGGUUAAUUCAUGUUUAAUGGCCGGAGAAGGAUGUCCCUCGUAUGUGCCUCUUGGGUAAUGAUAGAAGAUGCAAUUGUUAUGUUCUAUUUAACAAACUCUAAACUCGAAAUCUUUCUUUAAAAAAAAAAAAGUUUGAUGGAUGAAUGGAGGAGGAUCGUUCACAUGUCAUCUGUGGCGCCCCAACGGUCCAAGGACUAAGGGACAUGAUGAUGAUGAUUAAUGAAUAAUGGGGUAUAUUUUUUAAAGUAUAACCCUACCAGGCCACCAGCUAAAAUGAACGGCAAAUGGAUAACCAUCGUAGAAACCUUAGACAGUCCGCGAAAUACUUUUCUUAUGUUUAGCUUGGCGCUCUUGUGCAACUGGCCUGUUGCUGUUUCAUCUAAUGCGGUUCUCUUUCUGUACAUCACAUCCCGCAGCACUGGCAGUGUAAGAUGUUGUUCACCACCUUCAACUACGUCCAGCUGACCAGCAGCACGUGGGUCUUCCUGGAAGGUCUUUACUUGUAC